UAUCUUGGAAGCCUCCUUUUUGUCUCUUUCUCGCAUCCUUUUCUCCUCGAGCACGCAUACCCCACUGAAACAAAGUUGGGCACACUCUCAUGGUCGCGGUCGCCUUUAGUUCAACUUGCAAGGCGCCUGAUUUGAAGUUUGAGCUACCUGGAGUUGGAUUGGGCAUCGAUGGGAGAGUCAGGAACGAUUUCUAACUCCUCUUCUCCUUCAGGUUAUGCCCUCGGGCCGCCCUGGUUGUUCAGAGGAAGAGCAUUGUACCAGUUACAUCUUGUUAAAGCAGACAUUGCUCGGGCUCUCAUUCCAAAGGAGCUGAAGCUAGUUGAAGCAUUUGGGUAUACCUUAGGUGGGCUGUUUCUUGCUCACUAUGAUGACAGCCCGGCUGGGGAGUUUGAUGAGCUCGUCGUGAUUCCUGGCAUCAUCUGGAACCCACCUACAUCGUGCGCGUGGGCUUCUAGAGUUCUUGUGAAUAGUCACGAGGCUUGCAGGCAUGGCAGGAAGGAAAUAGGUCUCCCAAGUCAAGUUGCUAUUUUCUCCAAGAGAGACACAGCAGCUUCAGAACAGCCAUUAUGUAAGUGCCGAACAAGUUCUAUUCACCCUAAGCCAAAAGAACAGAGUGAGAUUCAAGUGCUAGAGAUGGAGGAUUCUUCUCAGAUAUUCAUUUGUAACAUCAGUUUACCUUUUGCUGCAGGUGACAAUCGGAUGGGUCCUCAGAUUAGGAUAUCACUUCCAAGCUUUAGUGGCCAGACUAUAUACAAUCCUCGUCUUCUUAAAUAUUCCUGCCAAGUUGACUGCAGGGUAAGAGCAGUGGAGGCUGCGAAGAUAUCAAGGCCAAGGACUACUCAGCUCAACAAAUUUCCUAAUGCCACUGAAGUGAAAAAAAUCAACUUUGAUGACAGAUUAACAACUGAAAAUGAAGAGAGAGAACGAAGCAUUGAAGUUUUACUAUCAAAGCCUAUACUGGCUCUAGAGUUCAGUCUUCUGAAAAUGCAAGUUGAGGCUCCGACAGAUGUCACUACACAAUCUAGAUCUAAGAAGAAUCAAGUGGUAGAUUUAAGAACUUGCUAAGUUAAAUAAUACAGCAAUCUUGAACAGUUGUCUUACCACCCUUUUCAAUAUCCAUUGCAUGGUUUGGGACAUAACAAUAUGCAUUUUGAAAGAGUUGAUCGUGUGACUACCCUCAAUCCCACAAGUGAAACAGUUGGCUGUAUUGGUUCGAGGAAGUUUGCAACUGGAAAGCUACUAAGUAACUUAAGUUGCAUAGCUAUUUUGUUUCUUACAAGAAUGUCAGCAUAUUCACUAAAAGUGUGCCAAAAAGAAUGUUAUACAAUAAUGAUUGGUUUCAACCAUAUUUUUAAGAUGAAAA
Musa acuminata subsp. malaccensis (wild Malaysian banana) is the source of this 1363-nucleotide messenger RNA. RefSeq names its product protein NEOXANTHIN-DEFICIENT 1. NCBI's taxonomy places the organism in Eukaryota, Viridiplantae, Streptophyta, Magnoliopsida, Zingiberales, Musaceae. The record is from RefSeq and is a predicted model, not a curated record.